CCGCCCUCAGAAGAUGGCGGACGGCGAAACAUCUCCCGCUCAGCAGGAAGGGGAAAUGUCGGCGGCCGGCCCGGGUGUCCGGAGGGAGCGGCAGCACCGUGGCAGCGGCCGCCCGCCCAGCGCGAGAGAUUUGCAGUUGGCCUUGGCAGAGUUAUAUGAAGAUGAAGCUAAAAGGCAGUCACUGCAUCCUGACAAACCAACGACAACAAAGAUGAGUAACUCAAAGGGUCUUAAAAUAGAUUCUUUUAGAAGUUUGAGAAAACCGGAGAGAAGCAUGAGUGAUGACAAAGAAAACCAAAGAUUUUAUUCAGGUGACUCAGAAUACAGAGGAUUACAAAUUUCUGGGGCUUCUAACAAUCCAAGUAAAAUUGUUGCUGAACUCUUCAAAGAAGCAAAAGAACACGGGGCUGUACCACUAGAUGAAGCCUCAAGAGCAUCUGGUGACUUCAGUAAAGCUAAGUCAUUUUCUGGUGGUGGAUAUAGAUUGGGUGACUCGUCUCAAAAGCACUCUGAAUAUAUAUAUGGAGAAAAUCAAGAUGUUCAAAUUUUGCUGAAACUGUGGAGGAACGGCUUCAGUUUAGAUGACGGAGAAUUGAGAUCCUAUUCAGACCCAAUAAAUGCUCAGUUUCUUGAGUCUGUUAAAAGAGGGGAAAUUCCUGUGGAACUGCAGCGACUUGUUCAUGGUGGCCAGGUUAACCUGGAUAUGGAAGACCACCAGGAGCAGGAAUAUGUGAAGCCAAGACUGCGAUUCAAAGCUUUCAGUGGAGAAGGGCAGAAACUCGGAAGUCUUACACCUGAAAUAGUCAGCACACCUUCAUCUCCAGAGGAGGAGGACAAAUCCAUUCUUAAUGCACCUGUUCUGAUUGAUGACUCUGUUCCAGCAACUAAAAUUCAAAUCAGAUUAGCUGAUGGAAGCAGAUUAAUACAAAGAUUUAAUCAAACACACAGGAUUAAAGAUAUUCGAGAUUUCAUUAUCCAGUCCCGUCCAGCAUUUGCAACAACUGAUUUUGUUCUUGUGACGACCUUUCCAAAUAAAGAGCUAACAGAUGAAAGCCUGACACUACGAGAAGCAGAUAUACUUAACACUGUGAUUCUCCAGCAAUUAAAGUAAUCUUAGAGUUGUUGCUAACAGAAUGGAGUAUGUGCUGUAUUGUCAUACAAUGUUUUCAGUAGAUGAAAAAAAAAAGGAUCAAUGUCUUAAUUCUUCCAUAGAUCAGAUUUUUAGGUUUCGUGUCUUCCAGCUAUAGCAUAUCUUGUUUUAAUUUCUCAGCAUUGUUUAAUCCCUUCUCAGUGUUAAAUUGAGCUUCCCUUUGUUAUUAUGUUUCAAACAAUGCUGUGUAUGAGAUAUGAGCUAUCAGAGUGACUCCUCAGUGUUUUAUGGCGGGGGGGAGGGAGGAGAAGCAUUUUUCUGGAGGGGAGAGUGUAUUUAACACAGUUGGUAAGAUUGCACUAUGGAAAUGUUUUAUGCUGCACUGACAAACAGCCAUGUGAAAACUUAACCUAUAGGUUAUGUUUACCUUCCAAGCUGUAUUAACAUUAAGGUAUUCUGUUUGAUAGGUUGAUGGAUAAUUAAUGCUGUAUUAUAAGUUUUGUAUAUUCUGUCUCGAGGAUUUCAUGGUGUAGUAUAAUUAUUUAUAUUCUAAUUCUUAUGUAAAUAUUCUUAUAUUGUUGUUUUGAGAGAAUUGGUGUCAGGAGAUGCAAAGCUUAGCUCUUGCAGCCUAUAACAGUGUUCUCAUUUGUAUUCUGGUUGUUCUACUUGUGCUGUAAAUUAAGUAUGAAUUUCU
Messenger RNA from Lagopus leucura (white-tailed ptarmigan), 1784 nucleotides. It is a transcript of the gene UBXN2B, whose product is annotated as UBX domain protein 2B. The transcript is spliced from 9 exons. The record is from RefSeq and is a predicted model, not a curated record. Gene Ontology annotation, molecular function: ubiquitin binding. NCBI's taxonomy places the organism in Eukaryota, Metazoa, Chordata, Aves, Galliformes, Phasianidae. Gene Ontology annotation, biological process: autophagosome assembly; proteasome-mediated ubiquitin-dependent protein catabolic process; Golgi organization. Gene Ontology annotation, cellular component: nucleus; cytosol. Bases 14 to 1111 code for a protein of 365 amino acids.